AUUGAACACUGCAAUACGAUUUAUUUUGUCAAUGUAAUGUAACUGGCGUCAUUUUAUAUCAAGUGACGUUUUAAUUGUAUGACGUCUAAUUUAACAGAGCGUUUUUAAAGGUUAUCAGUUAUGGCAGACUUUCGAACACAGAGCAUCUGCCGUUCAUCAUAAUGAUGCAUAUAAGUUAUGGGAAUAAAAUUUAGUUUCCCGUUACAACAAAUACCUAUAGCAUAUCACCCAGCUUCGUAUUUUACAUGCAUUGGAACUCGCAGAAAGGACGAUUAUACUCAAGAUACAACAUUUUUUCACAAGCUGCAAGAAAGAUAUUGGGAAGAUCUUUUAGAAGAGCGUACCAGAGAACUUUUAGCUAAAAAUAAGUUUAAAGAUGUGGAUGUGGAAGCGCAACAUAAAAAAUAUGUCGAGAAGUUCCCAAAAUUCACACUUGGGGAAAUAUCAGAUUUAAAAUUACAAUUUCAAACCUUUGAUUUGAACCAAGACGGACUAAUCGAUUGUAAUGAAUUGAUGCAAGUUUUGGAUGACUUGGGAGAUAAAUCAAGUCUAGAGAAACGACAAGAAUAUUUUGAAGAGAUUGAUGAGGAUGGAUCAGGUGCAAUCGACUUUGAAGAAUUUAUGGGCUUGAUCUACGACCUAAAGUACAUGCAAAGCGACAAGAAGAGCGGCGAGGACAUUCGGUUACUAUGCAAGCUUGGAAACGAUCAUUAUACAUUGCGAAAACUAUCACUCAGUGAAAAAAUGUCACGCGGUUUAUUUUAAAAUUUAAUACAAAUACAGUAAUAGUAUAAAAAUUUCCAGAUGGUGUACAUUUCUUGUUCGGCUCCCUAUCUACUUUGUUUUGAUGGGUUCCAGGAGUUAUUCACUAGUGUAAAAAUCUUAGUAUAUUUGGAUGAGGCAUUUGUUAAAUGGCAACGGUUAUAUUGAGAAGCAGUUUGUUUCGUUUCUUUCCUGCAAACAAUGAUUACAAGAACGCAGUGUUUAAAAUAGAAAAUACUUUUUUGAAUUAAAUCCUUUCGCCUAAGGUGGUGUAGGAGAAGAAAAGUAAAGGCUGUAGACAGUUGCUUACAAAAAGUUUGAUUUUUUUUCUAAAGGACAUAUUUGACGUCAAAUUUGAAGUCAAUCAUUUAAAUUGUUUCUAGCAAUAUAACCAACUAUUACUAGUUAGUCAUUUCCUUGUUGGUCAUUUCCUUGUUGAUCAUUUCACUCUUAUGUUAUCUUUUUAGUCCCAGAUGUCAUAAAUUUAACUUAGAAAACACAACUUGUGAAAAUCAUUAAACCAGGGCCGCCUCUCAUUGCUUACGCCAUUAAGAAGAACGAAAUAAAACUUUCUAAGAUGGAAAGACCAAAAUAUUUUUAGAAUUUAGUAGCAAUUUAAAAUGUACAAAAUGUCCAUUGAGUUGAAUACCAACUAAAAACGAAUAUUAGGAAAAAGGAAACGGCUGUGAAAACUUAACAUUAUGAAAUAAUUAAAAACCUCUUCCCCCUCCCUUCUAGCUAUACAUACACAUAUUUGCGAUUGCAUUUAGGUAACCAAUUUGUUAAUUUGUGUCCCUUUUGGAGAUUCCAAUAAAAUAUGUAAUAUAUGUUUUUUGCUUGGGAUAAAAUCUCUUAUCGAACGGAUUUAAAAUGCAAGCAAUUAAUAUUAGACAAUAUGAUUAUUUUUUUCUCAGAAAUCUCCGCGAAAAAGCGUUAUCGAAUUUAUAAAACUAUUGGAGGUCUGUAUUUAUGAAUAGACGGCCAUCUCAUCGAUAACAACGAUUUUUUUAUUUCACACAUUCGAAACGCACUUCAGUAUAGCUAUGACUUAUCAAGUUAUGGUACAAAGAAGAAUGCAUUAUUUACUUCGUUGAAUUCCUUCUCGUAUCAGUAUUUUCUUCCAACAAAGCAGAAUUAGAAAGAAAUGGAUUCAUUCUAUUCGGUGGAAAGAUUUGCCUAAAGAGGGUGAGAUGUGUUCCCUUCAUUUUGAGAAAGAGUGCAAACGAAUUCAUAAAAGCAAAUGUGAAAAAAGCCUCAAACCUGAUGCAAUUCCUACCAUCCAUUGCCAUUGCAAUGACAUCAAUUACAAAGAGAAUCGACUUAAACAGUUAGAGGUCAGUUUAUUCAAUGUUAAACUUUUUGAUAGUGUUGUUCAAAUUGUUUACUUAGGUCACUGUUACCUAAUAUGUGUUCUUUGGUAUAUAAGAUGCAAGAAGAAAAUGACGAAUGUUUGUUUUGAGAAUCGAGCAAUUUAAUGAUGUUAUGAGCAAGUUAGCGAUUGUGCGAUUACAAAAGCAAAUGUAAGCAAGUUCGGAAGACUGUGGUCGACGCAGCCACGCAAACUGACAUUAUUAAGAGACCUUGUACGAAGGCAGCACAAACCAGCACAGCGAAAUGGUAGGGUAGCCUUCGUAAACAUGCAAUACUAGAAGCCUAAGGAUGUUUGAAGCGAAAAUUAUUGGGAUAAUUGUCCUUUAAGAAAUAAAAAAUAAAAAUGUUGAUACGAAACGGAAACAGUGAUGUUGUAGGUAGCUUGGAUGAAGGCAGAUUUGUAAAUAGUGAAGUUGUAAAUAGUAAUUUUUUAAACGAAUUAAUUGUAAAUAAUAAAAUCAGUAGUAAAUAUGCAUGUAGGCUACCUAUUUCCCCCCAUCUUUUCAUUAUAGUUCUACCUUUUUUGUGUGUCCUUACAUGGUGCCAUCAAUUUAUUUAUUUUUAAUUAGUCUCUUCUUUUUUUUUUUUUUUUUUUUUUUUUUUUCCUUGUUCAAUGUGUCUACUUACUCUACCGGCACCAUUUCGUACUCUGUGAGCCCAUUUAUUUCAUUAUGCACUUAGAUUCAAUAUAUUUUUUUACUGAUCUUAUAGAUUUUAUAGAUUUUUAUAGUUUUUAUUUUUUUGUAGGCAGAAGAACCAUU
Molecule: messenger RNA, 2894 nt
Organism: Hydractinia symbiolongicarpus
Lineage: Eukaryota; Metazoa; Cnidaria; Hydrozoa; Anthoathecata; Hydractiniidae
Exons: 5
Coding region: 178-765 (195 amino acids)
Molecular function (GO): calcium ion binding
Source: RefSeq, a predicted model, not a curated record